AACAUUAAGCAGUAAUCAGAAGCCCAUCUUAAGUUUUAUAAAAUAAUAUGCCAACAAUGGAGAAGACAACAGAAUAGCUCCAGUUUACGUCAACAGAACAUUUUACAGAUCAUGUUAAAGACACUGAUUGCUUUAUCAGCAGUUUUGUUUUGGUCAUGAAGUUUACAUUUGUGAAGACGCUUUAGGGUCUAAGAGCGGAAACAAAAUCAGCAAGUGUUAAUGGAACAAUUUCACAAACUUCAACACCGCUCUUCUCCCACUCCUACACCUCCUGAAGGUUUCUAAGCAUGCAAGACGACAGUUUAGAAUCCUCAACUUCAAUAUCUCAGCUUCUGAGAGAAAGUUAUUUAGCUGAAACUAAACGCCAAGGGAACAGUGAAAGAAGCAGAUCAGAACCAACUUCACAUAACUUUCUUUACGGCAACAGUUCUGGUGAUUCAGAUGAGGUAGUUGCCCAAGAUGACCUUCCAGAUCUCUCUGCAUUUUUGAGCCAAGAAGAGUUAAAUGAAAGUGUAAACCUAGCAAGACAAGCUAUUGAUCAGAAUCCAUUGGAAGCUAAACAGGAUGAGCUUCAUCCCCCAGAUCAACUGAAAAACACUGGAAAAAACAAGCAAAUGGCCCAUUCUGCAGCUUUAAAAACAUCAGACAAUGGCCUGCCUGCAAACUUUUGCCAGGACCGUGCUACAGAUACAAAAGGUUCCAAAGGGAGCCCUCAAGAUCUAAAGAAACACCUUCCCUCGGAAUCGGAAUCUAAAAAGGAAUUCCUAAACAAAGCAGCAGAUUUUAUUGAGGAACUCUCUUCACUUUUCAAAGCACACAACUCUGAAAGAAUAAGACCCCGAACAUGCAAAAAUUACAGGAGCAAAAUUGAUUCUAAGAGCAAGUCUGCACAAAAAGCUAGCUCUAGUCUCUCUAAUACAUCAGAAAACAGAGAGAGGCUUUCCAUUCCGCUACCUCUAGACUUGGAAAACAAAGCAGAGGAAACAUUUGAAAAAGCAGAUGAUCAACUAUCAGAAAACCUGGAAUCUAUCAACCAACUGACAAGCGCAGAACUAAAAACAGAGUCAGAAUCUGCAUAUUCUGAUGAGCCUAUCGGACAGCCACCACGCUUCACUCAAAAACUGAAGAGCAGGGAAGUUCCUGAAGGAACCAAAGUGCAAUUGGACUGCAUUGUAGUAGGAAUCCCCGCACCUGAAGUCAGGUGGUACUGUGAGGGCAAGGAGCUUGAAAAUUCACCAGACAUUCAGAUUACCCAGACUGGUGAUCGACACUCACUGGUUAUUGUUGAAGCUUUUGAGGAGGAUACAGGACGUUACUCGUGCUUUGCUUCAAACAUCUAUGGAACAGACUCCACAUCUGCAGAGAUUUACAUAGAAGCAUUUUCUCCUACUUUUCCUAAGAAAGGAGCCUCUUCUUCUGACUCUGAAGGUGAAACUAUUAAAGACGAAAUGGAUCACAACCUAAAGCCAGCUGACACCUCCUUGAAAGUAGCAGCUCCUGCUACCAAAGCUGCAACCAAGCCUCAAGAAACUUCCAGUGCACCAUCAACUGUGGUUCAGCCUGUGUCUGUACCUGUCCAGUCCGUGUCUACGCCAGUUAAACAGGCUGAAAGCCCCACUAACUAUUUGCAAGGAUUGGAUGGAAGACCUAUAGUUGCUGCUCCUGUAUUUACAAAGAUGCUACAGGAUAUUUCAGCUUCUGAGGGGCAGCUUGUAGUUUUUGAAUGUCGGGUGAAAGGAUCGCCUUCCACAAAGGUUGAAUGGUACAGAGAAGGAACACUGAUAGAAGAUUCUCCAGAUUUUCGGAUCUUACAGAAAAAGCCACGAUCUAUGGCCGAACCAGAGGAAAUUUGUACUCUGGUUAUUGCUGAAGUAUUUUCAGAAGAUUCUGGCAGUUUCACCUGUACUGCAAGCAAUAAGUAUGGCACAGUAUCUAGUAUAGCUCAGCUAACUGUCAAAGCAUCUGAAGACAGUAAUAAUGCUGCUGCCCUUCACACAAUGAGCUCAAUCAACUCAGUUGCUGUUGAAAAUCAGUCACCCCCACAUAAUCCUUCCCAGCGUGUAGGAAAUGAAAACCCCAAACCUAAACUUGAAGGUGUUCUUGUGAACCACAACGAACCCAGGUCGAGUUCCAAGAUAGGCCUCCGUGUGCACUUCAAGCUGCCUGAAGAUGAUAAAGGAAGUGAAUCGCCACCAGAAGAUGGACUUGGCUCUACAAACAAAACCAGACCCAGCUAUUUUCAUGACAAGAUAAAUGGACAGCCAGCGAAAAUACCAGAGCCAACAUCACCAUCCAAGGAACCCCCUCCAGUACUAGCUAAACCAAAGCUUGACCUCACCCAGUUAAAACAGCUUCACAACCAGGUCUUGCUUGAGCAACAGCAACUGCAUCAGACAUCUACAAGAGACUCGUCAUUCAACACUGCUUUACUGAGUUCUGCUACUUCACUCAAUCAACAGUCCACCUCAACCACAUACAAGCAAAGCAAAGCCUCUGUUUCGCAAGCAUUCAGCUAUACCCGACCUAAGCAGUUCCUACCAUCACAGACCACACCACCUAUCAUUUCCUCUUCUAGCUCCUCGGUGACAAUAUUCAGCAGUGUCUCUCAAGGAAUUCAAAGAACAAAUAGCAGGGAAAAUGUCACAGGAAAUCCUCCAUCCAUACAAUCAAGGUCAUCAGGAGGAUUUACAUGCAAAAGUGAACAGUCUUCACCAAGCCCUAAAGAAACCACGGUCCCAUUAACACUGUCUACAUCCAGUGUAAAACAAUUUCAGCCACAAAGUGUGACUCCUGCUCCUGUCUCCCCAACUGGCUGGAUUCAGAAUCCAGCAGCUUUCCUCAGCGCUGUUCUUCCUUCACUUCCAUCUCCACCAUCAACGAAUGCUAUGGGGCUGCCUAGAAGCACACCAGUCACCUCAACCCAGGGAGUAACAAAGAAAAAUCCAAAGCCUCUGCAGUUACCAACAGAUGAAUCUAUUCGGGAAAAUAAAGCUGCUCUUGUAAAGGACCUGGAGAGGAAACUACAUUACAGAGAAGAUAUUAAUCAACAAAGUAGCCAGCAGGAAUACAGGAUUUCAAGCUUUGAGCAGAGGCUGAUGAAUGAAAUAGAAUUUCGCCUUGAACGUACCCCUGUGGAUGAAUCGGACGAUGAAAUUCAACAUGAGGAAAUCCCUACAGGCAAAUACAUAGCACCCAUCUUUGACAAGAGACUCAAGCAUUUCCGGGUCAUGGAAGGAUCUCCAGUCACAUUCACUUGCAAAAUUGUCGGGAUACCUGUUCCCAAGAUAUACUGGUUCAAGGACGGCAAGCAGAUUUCAAAGAAAAACACGCAUUUCAAGAUGAGCAGAGAAGAAGAUGGAACAUGUUCUUUACAUAUUGAAGCUUCUACUAAUGAUGAUGACGGCAACUAUACUAUUAUGGCUGCAAACCCACAAGGUAGAGUAAGUUGUUCAGGCCACUUGAUGGUUCAGAGUAUCCCUGUUCGGGGCCGAGUAUCAACACUUCAACCUCACAGAGUACGCUCCCGGGUUCCAGAAGGAGGGGAAAAAGAAGCAGUUCAAGAACGCUUUUUCAGGCCGUACUUUCUACAGGCACCAGGUGACAUGGUGGCACAUGAAGGGCGACUUUGCAGGCUGGAUUGUAAGGUGAGUGGAUUACCAACACCGGACCUGACAUGGCUUCUGAAUGGCAAACCUGUGUUACCAGAUGGUACCCACAAGAUGCUGGUCAGAGAGACUGGAGUUCACUCUUUGCUUAUUGAUCCUCUCUCACAAAACGAUGCUGGAACUUAUACUUGCCUUGCCACUAAUAAAACAGGACAAAAUUCAUUUAGUCUGGAGCUGACUGUUGUAGCAAAGGAAGUAAAAAAAGCUCCCAUGUUUUUGGAGAAGCUUCAGAACUGUGGUGUUCCUGAAGGGUGCCCAGUCAGAUUAGAGUGCAGGGUUGUGGGAAUGCCGCCUCCUGUGUUUUACUGGAAGAAGGAUAAUGAAAGCAUCCCAUCAAACAGAGAGAGAAUGAGCAUGCACCAAGAUACAACAGGGUAUGUCUGCCUUCUGAUUCAGCCUGCCAGGAAAGCAGAUGCUGGCUGGUAUACCUUGUCUGCAAAAAACGAAGCUGGUAUUGUCUCUUGUACUGCUAGACUUGACAUAUACGCUCAGUGGCAUCACCAAAUUCCACAACAAAUAAAGCUUCGACCUGGGAGUAGCCGGUAUGCAAACCUUACUGGCCAAGGACUCGACAUUUAUUCUGGCUUCCCAACUACUGAAAGCCCUGUGUUGUUUUCGUCCCCAACUCAAAGGAUGGUGGAAAGUGAUGAACUUUGAAGCACGCAAAUGAACAAUGGUUCCAGUUACACUUGCAGAAAUACUAGAACUGAAAAAAAUAAAGAGGUACAAGUCAAGAUGCUCAAGGUUUACAAGCAACUUGUUUGUAAUUCAGUGUACUGCUGCUGCAAAUUUUGCAAGUAACAUAUACAAGACUCUUGCAUAGUAUUUUUCUGCAGGAUAAUUGUGGUAUGGAGUGUUGUGCAAUAAAUUCAAUACUGUGUAGUUUGCUAAGAAUUACAUAGUGAACAUAGUUUUCAGCACUUAAAAGUCAAUACCACUUCUACUGCUAGAAUUAAAGCUACUCUCCUGUAGCAAGCCACCCUAAGGAUUGAUGAUGUUUUGCUGGAACACUGCCCAGUGAAAACACUGAUAUUACAACGACAACAAUCCUGAAUGAGGGUAAACAACAUGACUUUGAAUGUAAUUCUAAAAAUAAAAAUUAAAAUUAAAAAAAAAAAAAAGCCAGAUAAUCACAAAGCACAAGUACAAGGACAAAGAUGUAUCUCAUUUUUAUAUACAUUUAAGCCAGAUAAUCUUAUAAUUGUUGAACUCAAGUCUAGAUAAGUGUAGAAUUCCAUGUAGGUACAGCUGUAUACCUUAUAUAUUUCUAUUUGUGUGCGUGUGUAUACUCCAUGAACUGUGUACUCAUGGCAUAAUGAUUCAUAAAGUAAGGUACAGGAUAUAUGCCCAGGGCUCUAACAUAGGAGACUAAUCUUCCUGUAGUCCGAAGCAUGUUCUGUAGAACUCAUAGCUGAAACUAUUUUCCAGAUAUGCUUUAUAUUUUUUUUUCCUUGCAUUGGUAGUGAUUCUCUGCUUUUAAACAUAAAUUCAUACCAAGGUUGUAACUUCAGGGCUUUCAAAUAUCAAUGUCUUUCUUCCUGUUUUCAAUGUGACUAAAAGAAAAGUCUUUACCGUAUACCUCAUUUUUCCCUCUAACUGAAAAGAAAUUAUGAUCUGCUGGAAAUCAAUGAUUUCAUCAUCAUUUAGGAAACAAUGACCAGUAUGGUGUCUAAUAUUAAGACAGCAAAUUCCAUUAAUACACAGAAAUCUAUACACUUAAACAACAGGAAUGUGCAAGGAGCUAAAAAAUUCUACUAUAACUAAUAGGACUAUUAUAGAAAUAAGAACCUAAUGAAGAUGCAACAGAAGGUGUUAAGAAAACUUAACUGAUUUAAAUACAUUUAGCAUCUGCACAGUUGUACAGCAUUUAAAAUCUGUGACUAUCUGGUUAUUUCUUGCCUCUUUAAGUUAUUGCUAUCCCUCUUCAGACAAGAAAAAUUAAAAGAAAAAUUAACAGAUGCUAUUGGUUUAGAUUGUAAUUAGAUUUUUUUCAAAGUUAAAAGUGUAACUUACUUAAAAAAUUACAAAUGCAAAUAAAACAAUGAGGAAUUACCUUAAGAGCAGAAGGGUACUGGAUAUGACAGAGACUUGAGAAAAAGAAAGCCUUUCAUCCCUGGAUUUCCUACAAAAGCAACUUAUGAUUUCACUAACUGUUGGUUCCUUAAAGAUUCAUGGGAAGUGAAUGUAUUGUAUCGUUCCAUUUCCUAUUGAGUACUAUAACACAUCUCACAAAAACACUGUAACAUAAACUCACCAUUACAACUUCCCUGCUUUUGUUAGAAAUCUCAUGUAUGAUUCACCCCAGACUGAGCAGAUCAGGAAGCUAAAAUAUAUUCAUACCCUGACAGGCAAUACAAGAUUCAGUCACUUCAGUGAGAAAGCAGAAAUGCCAGUUGAUGUUCAUUUUGUAUCUCCUCUCCAGCAAAUAAGAUAAAACUAAUCACUAUGAAGAACAAUACAUUAAUUCAAAUGACUUCAAUUAUGAAAUGCUCAGUUUAAGGCAAAGCGUGAGCCCCCAAAAUAGUGCAGCCCUUGUUCCUCUGAUCUUCACUUAUUUUUAGGAUGGCUUAGUGAGUCUAAGCUGGUAAAACAAAUAAAUAAUAAAUUAAAUUAAAAGAUUCUCAUAUUUGUAACUAGUCUUGAGAAAAUACUCCAAAUAAAGUUAUUGGAUUUUAUUUAACUCAGUGCUGUGGGAAGAAGGAUGAGAAAGUAUUAAAACACAGAAGACCUAAUUCCAGUCUUCUCAUUACUUCAUGCCAGAAGUGAAAAGUGGAUUUGGAUCCAAGCUAUUCAAAACUGGAUAUCAUUCAUCAGGCUUUGUACCUAGCAAAGGGUUAGUCAAGUUCUUUUCCCCUGUGGAACACAGUGGUGGGCCCCUUGCCUAGGUUUUAGGGAUUGGAACAGAUGAUUUCCUGAGGUUCCUUCCAACCUGAAUCAUCCUAUAUGUUCUACAUUAUUUUACUUUCCUCUGCCUGGCUGAAUAUCCUAUGUGAAUGAAGUUUCCUACUGACUGAGUAGGAACUAAGAAAUCAAGCAGGCACAAGCUUCUCCUUUUAGCUGUGAUAUAUCCCACUACACAAUUCUAGCAAGAGUAAGCAUGGUAUCUGAUUUUUUUAAUUUUUUUUUUUAAUCAUUUAAAAGAAAAAUAGUACCUAUUACUUGCAAAUACUUGGUUGCCAGUUCUAGAACGAUACCUGUGAAUAUUACUGUUUCUCAUAUUUGAUAACAUCAGACAUCAUGUCCAAUAACUUGGCACAAACAAAAAGACAAGGAGCUCAGAUAAAAGAUGUAAACCACAUCUCUCGAUCAUGUUUUUCAGUGAAAUCUGUCUUGACUUACAUAAUUAUAAUUUGAGCAGACAAGCUGAAGGAUAAGUGGUACAUUUUUCUUUUAAAUGUACUUUUUGUUCUUGUUGUUGAGGCAGACAAAAGCCACUGCUUCUCCCAAAAAUAUGCAUAAGAAGGAUUAAUUUUAAGUCAUUAAACAAGAGCCCCCUGAGGAUUCACAGCAAACUAGGCUACAGAGUGCACCACCAAAAUCUGUCACCUGAACUGUAAAUAUUCUCUCUUUGACAGUAUUUAUUUGCAGAAGGAUCAAAUUUUUAUCCAUCACACUUCACUACAAAAUGCAUAAGCCAGAAAAAUUACAUUCAGUGCAUCCGACAUAAACAAAAUUAGAAUCUGAUCCCGAACAAAUAGUCUGUAGUCAUUAACUUUUGCUUAAUAAUUGCUGCAGAACAUUUGUUCUUUGCAUAUGCUGAGCCCAGACAAUGAGUGUGUAAACAGAGCUUAGUGAAUGGAUGUAAAUGCUGUUAAUUAGCAGAACUAAUGUGUUCAUCAUAAAGAAGAUGCAAAAAUGAUGGUUAUGUUGUUGACUGAUGGAAAAGCCAAUGGGAAAAAGCUCUUGCGUAAACAGUAGAGACAACACUGAGCUGUCACAAAACUUGAUGUUGUUUGAGUUCAUGUGCCAUGAGGAUAUCAUACUUUGUCAAGAUACACUACGCACUAUGCAAUUGUGCUCUCUUCCUGAACAGCUUGACUUUUCAUUGUUUUUGUUCAAUUGAAUAGCUGAUUUGAUUUCACACUAACAUGAUAUUUCAUUCUCUUAUUUAGGUCAGGCUUUUGCAACAAUAAAAAUCAAUGUUAGAACAUUUACUGGAAUCGGUGUUAGCUAUUAUCUUCACAAAGUCCAUUAAAUAACCACUGCACGAAACAUAACAUUGUAUCAAUGAGAUACAGAAAUACUCAUUUUUGUAAACUCUCAGUAACAGAUCAUUUUUCUGAUUCAGAUUCUUGUAGGUUUACUUAGUUUCUUGUUCCCUCCCAGUCCUGUUUCCGCGUGUGACCAGAUGCACAAUAUAUUUCAAAGAAUGGCAGAAAUAACUUCUAUUCUGCAAUUCUAGAAAGCAAAAGUAUUAUCUUUGCUUUAAAAUUUUUUGCUCAUCUUAAUACAGGCACAGUCCUCAGCAGCAUGAUAUAACAGUUUGCAUUAAUAACAAUAGAUUUCUUGCCUUAAAACAGCUGGAUUGAGAUCAUUUGCUUGCAUGCAGACAGUGGAACAUACCUUCUGAAUGAUUCCCACACGCUGGAGUGAAGAGGAGAGCACAAAAUCUAAAUUAUAAUAAUUUAGUCUACAGCCUCUUUCAUAAUAUCAAAGCAGUUGCCAGCUGUUUACAGUAACAGCAGAUAUUGCAAGGAAACAAAUCUGAAAUAAGAGUUUCUGAAAGAACGGUGCUCUUACUGCUACAAGGUUAAAAAACAUUACUUUCAAGACAAUGUCUUCAUAUAAAAUGAUUAGUGAGACCUAAUGAAAAAUUUUAAUUGUUAAAUAUUGAAUGAGCAAUUCACUGUUAGUUACCUUACUAUUUCCAGUACAAAUAUGUUCGCUUUGAGCCUUAAAAUUCUAUUUUAUAUUUUUUUCUUGGUUAAAGUAGAUAUUUUUUUAUGUUUUGAUCCAAAGUCAUUCUCUAUGAAAAAACAGUGCUAUCAGCAGUUUUUAAGUACUACAAGUGCACAUAAAAGGAAGAAACAAAUGCCUAGAAGUUCAGGAAUGUAUCUCCUUUUAUCUCACCUCAAAUAAAUGCUUCGGAGUUGCAUACAA
This is a messenger RNA of Coturnix japonica (Japanese quail), 8765 nucleotides long. It is a transcript of the gene MYPN, whose product is annotated as myopalladin. Lineage: Eukaryota; Metazoa; Chordata; Aves; Galliformes; Phasianidae. The record is from RefSeq and is a predicted model, not a curated record. Gene Ontology annotation, molecular function: protein kinase activity.